AUGGCACUGUUUGUGUGCUUAAGUUCGAAAGCUGUACAUCUCGAGAUAGUCGGAGACCUAACCACACAAUCGUUUAUUGGAGCCCUUCGGCGAUUGAUUGGACGUCGCGGAACGCCAUGCGAAAUAUGGAGUGACAACGCGACUACUUUCCACGGGGCCGAUGCAGAACUUCGAUCCAUGUUGCAUGACGCUGAAAUUGAUUGGAAUGUCGUUGAAGACACAUUAGCCAACCGAGGAAUUAAAUGGAAAUUUAUACCACCUUCCGCGCCUCAUUUUGGUGGCUUGUGGGAGUCAAAUAUAAAAUCAGCAAAGUCACACAUUAAAAAGAUAAUUGGAACUCGUGCUCUCACAUAUGAAGAAUUGUCCACAUUAGUUGUGGAAAUCGAAGCAUGUAUGAAUUCUCGUCCUCUUCUGCCGAUCUCUGGUGACCCAGAAGAUGUAGAAGCCCUUACUCCGAAUUACGCUUUAAUUGGUAGGGCUCUCUAUUCAUUUACUGAAGCCUUAAGCACGAAUGAAAACUUAGACUAUGUUACUCGAUGGCGCUUAGUUAAAGCUAUGAGAGAUAUCUUUUGGAGCAGAUGGUCUCGAGAAUAUGUCCAUACACUUCAACAAAGAAAUAAAUGGGCUGAGAAAAAGAAGAAUUUGCAAACUAACGAUUUGGUAUUGAUUCUCGAUCCUUCCUUGUUAAGGCAAGGAAAUUGGCCUCUCGGUCGUGUUACUGAAGUUUUUCCUGGUAAGGAUGGACUCGUUCGUUCUGCUUGUGUUCGUACUGCAUCCGGAACCUACACCCGUCCCAUCGCGAAACUAUGUUUGUUACCAACUUCGACUUGA
This is a messenger RNA of Leptopilina heterotoma, 831 nucleotides long. RefSeq lists its product as uncharacterized. The record is from RefSeq and is a predicted model, not a curated record. The transcript has a single exon. NCBI's taxonomy places the organism in Eukaryota, Metazoa, Arthropoda, Insecta, Hymenoptera, Figitidae. Gene Ontology annotation, molecular function: nucleic acid binding. Gene Ontology annotation, biological process: DNA integration. Bases 1 to 831 code for a protein of 276 amino acids.